This is a messenger RNA of Diprion similis, 3106 nucleotides long. RefSeq lists its product as uncharacterized. Gene Ontology annotation, molecular function: signaling receptor binding. Lineage: Eukaryota; Metazoa; Arthropoda; Insecta; Hymenoptera; Diprionidae. Bases 404 to 2335 code for a protein of 643 amino acids. The record is from RefSeq and is a predicted model, not a curated record. The transcript is spliced from 6 exons.
AUUGCUAGUGAAUUAACAUGAAAGGCAUUGCGCGAUAGGUGAAUUCUAUUUUUAGAUGUAAUGGCCAUAGAUACAAUUUCCGCGCGUGAUUUAUCGACAAUUUAUUGAUGGUGGUGGUAAACAAUAAUCGUGCACCCGCUUUUGAUCCGUCACUGGGAACUCAAGCUGAUUGUGAAAGGCGAGCGAGUCAAAUGAAACGUUGAAAAGACGACGUCGUUAUUACUAAUGAGUCAAGAUUGUAGUGCGGAUCUCGAAUCGGUUGCUCGCUCGAUUGAUGCUCUCCCAUACGUUCGUACUGUCUGACUUGACUUCGUGUCGUGUGCUAAGUGUAUGCUAGUUGAUUGUAAGUUUGUUGAGUAUUGUGUUUGGGCGGUUACAAGGCGCGCGGGGUGAAGACGAGGAAAUGGAUCCAGAAAACAUCGGAACUGAGGCCAUAGUUCGAGUGACGCAUUGGUUGCGUGGUAUUUGGGAAAUGAGACGGCGGGCCAGUCCGGUUCAACAAUGGGUUGACUCUAUUCCGUCUUACGAGAACGCGAAACCACCAUUUGACCAGGGAACCGCCAGUAAGCAAAUCCCGGGCGAUUUACAGCCAGAAAAUACUGCAGAGGCACAUUCGUUCCUUAAGAAAAAGCAUCAACGAAAAUCAGACAUGACCGCCUCCGCGCCUAUCACUAUUCCUAACUCUCCAGCUAUCACAAUGACCAGCCCACCCAGCUCUGUUCCACACAACAGACUCGUCAGGGAUCUCAGUCUUCAAUCUGACAGCAGCCACUGCAGCAGCGUCGAGAGUCUUUUGGAAUGGCGAAAGGCUGAUCCGGAAGCAAUUCUGCUGAACCUUGGUUUUGGGUACAAUAAUAGUCCUCAGGAAAGCGGAUCGAUGCCUAGAAUACCAAAAAGAUUUUUGCAGCCUUCAAAGUUGAAGGGAAUUGUGAUAAAUGACUUUCUCAAACAACAGCAAGAGGACAGCGAGUCACUCGACACCGCGUCUCUGGGAUAUAGAGGACUCACUGGCUCCCCGUACGUAGCUCCGUCCGAGAUUGUACAGAAGAUUAUGGAACGCCUACGAGAACACGAGAGUCACGAAAAUGAUUCUUACACCAAUACAAACAGCAGCAGCAGCGAGCUCUUCGGUUCCAUGCAACAGGAGGGCCGAUUAUCUGUUCUUUCGCCAGACAAUAGGCAAUACCUUGAGCGUCCAAGAUCUAAGAGUCCCGAUAUGCGUAACAAACGGAUGAUCAUAGGUGAAAAAUCGUUUGCCUUUGGAAAACAUGGAGACCUAAUAGAAAUGAAGUCAUUGGACACCACUGAAGAAACCAAUUUCGAUGGACACACCACAGACUCUCAAAGCAAGCCGACCGAGCCCGUUGACAAUUUUGACGCAGAUAUACAUGAAUUAGAUCAGAACCUUGAACAUAUUGCACAAAGUGUUGAUGCAGUGAUUGACAUUGACAAAUCUAGAAAAAUGUCCGGGAGAAAAUUGGCCAAACAAUUAUCAUUCGACGAGGAUAAUUCAAGACAUGUGCGAUGCACGACGGAUACGGAACCAGAGUUUGCGUUACAAUGUCAGAGACUCAGCAAAGAUCGAAGCGAUUCGUUAGCGACGGUUGUCUCGAGAUGGUCGGAUUGUAAUGAGACCACUGCUGACGGGAACGAAUCGAUUAAUCAGGAUUAUUGUGGUGACCUGGAGUCUAAUCCAAUAGCACGGCGAGCAAGCGACAGCCUAUGCGAAACGCAAAGGAAAUAUCUUGUACCACCAGGUGAGGAGAGAAGGCUGAGUGACAGUACAAUACACGGUAAAUCAGAGAAGAGAAGACUGUUUGAUAAAAAACCAAGCCUAAAGCGACAAGCUAACGUGAUGGAUGUUGAUCCGAUAGAUUGUGAAAACUUGGGAGAUCGUAUUAUGGAAUAUGAAAUACAUAGCCAAGAAUCCAGUGCGCUGGAUAAGGAUGGUCUAAAAUCUAAUACUUGGGAUUCUAAUUCUGGCGAAGGGAAUUGUGACGAGGAACAUGAGUCGAGUACGAGUUCAGAUACGGAAAAGUGGAACCUUUGCUGCUCUGAGAAGACUGAUCGAUGUUGUAAAAACGAUGAACUGGAUCAGAUCUGCGAACACGAGGAAACAUCGACAAGAUGCUGUUGUCACACGAAUAGCACAAAUUGCUGGCGAAAAAUGUCGGAAAUAAUGAGAAAGAAACAAAAAGUGAAAGAUAUGGUAGCUAAGAGUAAACAAGAAAUGGACGAGCUUCGACAAAUGAUUAACAGCGUGAUGUCAGUGACAAUGAAACCCGGAUGUGAGAGCCACACUACCGACAUUAGUUUCAACAGUGCGAACUUAUGAGACAAACAGGAAAUAUGAAACAGCGUUUGUUGUUUGGAAGUUGAAGUGUGGCGCAUAUGAAACGUCCGAAUUUAGUAACUUGUCAAAUUCUGACUGAAGAUAAGAUCUUCCAUAGAUUUAUCGACGAUAUGUGAUAUUUUACAUUCCACAAGGUUCGCUUUUACUUCAUCUAUAUGUAUGAAUAUAUGCAUUAUUUGCACUGUAGGUGUAUUUAUAAUGUGAUACAUUAUUUGUAAUACUGGAGUACGAUCGUGAAUAGAUAAGACCAAAAUACUACUUUGCGGAACAUAAUAUUAGAGAAAUGAAGAAUUGAAAAUAGGUAAUCAUCGAAAAAUUCUUGCCAUUCAUAUUAUAAUUGUGGGUUUUGCAAAGGAAGCGUAUGACGAAUAUUCUAACAUUCCAAUGCUCAUUCCAAGAGUAAGCUCUUGUAUGUAUUUGAUUAUACAUAUAGUAUACCAACUCGAUUUCGCUCCUUACGAUAUAUUAUAAUAUUUCACGUAAAUUUGGAUUUUGGGAUAUAUUUUAUAAGUAUUUACAUCAUGUCGGAUUUGCUAUUCAAAAAGCAGAGGGAAUUUCUUAAUAAUAUUUUUGUAUUAUAAUAUGUUACAUAUACGUGAUCUGAAUCCUAAUCUGAUUUUGAAUCCGACUAAUUAGAUUCGCCUACGAACGCGCAUUUUAUUCUAUUUAAAUAUUGUUUUCUCGUCGUAAGAUAAGGGCCAUAAUUACAAACGCCAUAAAUAUUAAGAGUUUUGUUUCAGAGUUUUAUUAGAG